Lachancea nothofagi CBS 11611 is the source of this 1245-nucleotide messenger RNA. The record is from the annotation of a GenBank genome assembly. Lineage: Eukaryota; Fungi; Ascomycota; Saccharomycetes; Saccharomycetales; Saccharomycetaceae.
AUGAGCUCUGGAGCGGACCAGCCAUCGCUAGACGCAUUGCUGGAAACUGCGCGCAGACUGCGGUCACGUGCCGGGCCUUCCAACGCUCCUGGCGCUCGCCACGAGCGUCCCGGCGGUGUGGCAGCGGGCUCGACGGGUGCAGCGCACGCAGCGCGUGUCAAGGAGCCCUGCCAUGCCUUUUUCGAGUUUCUGACGCGGUCGCAUUGCGAGGAAAACCUCGAUUUCCUUCUCGCCACGGAUCCGUACGUCGACACCACCAGCGAAAGCACCGACAGCCAGCGCUUCGCCCGCGAAGCGCUCGCCACUUGGCACCGCUACGUGUACCUCCAGUUCAUCCAAACGGACUCGCCCCGCGAGUGCAACCUGCCGCAGGAAAUCCGGCAAAUCUUUGACCAGUGUGCACUCACCGAUGUGGUGCCGCCGCGCGCCAGCAUCGAGGCGGCCCGCCAGCACGUUUUCGGGCUGCUGCGCGACGCCUACUUCAAGUUCAUACAUCUGCAGCGACGCUGCUCCAAUUCCUCGUGUCCAGUGCACGCUCACAAGCAGCGGUCUCACGUUAGGUCAGGCUCGGGCUCUGGUUCUGGCUCUGGCUCGGGCUCAGGCUCGGGCUCAGGCUCGGGCUCUGGUUCUGGCUCUGGCUCAGUUUCCGGCUCAGUUUCCGGCUCUGGCCCUAGUUCCCGCUCUUUCUCCCAUUCCCACUCGCUCUCUGGAACCAGAUCCCAGAGUCGAUCCUCAGCGUUCGCAACACCGGUCCAAUCGCCCUCUCCUCCGCUCACGCCGUCGUUGCUAUCGCCCGUCGCCCGUGUUAUCGCAGCUACCUCCUACCUCGACGACUACGCAGUCGAAGAAGAAGAAGACGACGUUGAUGACGAAGAUGAUUUCUAUGACGAUUUGAACCGCGAUUCUUCUCGUAAUCGCCACAGCCGUCAAAACGACAAUUCUGCCACCAGUAAAACCAGCGCAUCCACAUCAACCUCAACGUCAAAUUUCCCGCUUCGAAGUUCUCCAUCCCAAGCCGGAAAUUCAAUCGUCUCUUCCAGUGCCACGGAUCGGAUGGCAGAACGCGCGGCCGUCCCAAGCAGUAUAUCGUCUACGGCCUCGUCAUUCUUAGCCACCACCUCCAUCGCUGGCACGAGCGCGACUUUCAACUCUGCGAAACUCAAACACACGGGCAAGAAACUCGUGCACAAGUUCAAGUUUCGCAGGAGCAGUUCGGGAAGUUCGGGGUCCUCAUUGAACCCGUAA